UGCUGGCAACGUGGCAACUUGCCACUAAACACGCACCGCGGAUGCCGCAGGAAGUCAAAGAAGAAGUUCUCGUCGCACUCUUCGCAGCGAAUGAGAUUCGCACGGAUGUGGUCGAAAUGCUCAUCGAUGCGCGGGCCUGCGUCUCGUGCAGUAGCGUCAGUCUCCAUUUUUCCACCUUCUCCACACUUGAGAUUUCUCUAAACUGAAAUGUGGAACAGAACAGGCAACGAAAACUAGAAACGCAACGUUGGUGGCGGGAUUGUGACAAAUUGGUGGUAGUAGUCGAGUGGCUUCAACGCCACUAAAGCGGGGGAAUUUUGCCGAUCAGAGUCGUUUAGCCCCAGACCGAGUCGAGUGAUAAUGGCCCGCGUGUUCGUUGGCAACUUGCCCGAGGACGUGCGUGAGCGCGAACUCUCCGACAAGUUCGAGCGCUUCGGGCGCCUUACGAGCGUACGCAUCAAGUUCCCGGCGCGGCCUCCGCCCUUCGCUUUCCUGGUGCGGCAAUCGUUGGCAAUCAUUUUUUUUUCACUUUUGCCACUCAUCAAUUGCAACAAUUUCAUUUGCCACAUGCAGACAUUUGAAAACGAACAGGAUGCCAGUGACGCGGUGCGAUCAAUGAAUAACUCAACGUUCUCAGGCAGUCGCAUCCGAGUGGAAAUGUCACGUGGCAUCGACGACGCUCGUCCUCGAGGCACUCAGUACCGCGUCAAGAUCACCGGACUACCAGACACCAUGAGCUGGCAAGACCUCAAGGAUUUCCUCCGUAAAGGCGGAGAUGUCGUCCACAGUGACGUGGAUCGCCGUGGCAAUGGAUCCGCAUCGUUUGCCACUCCAGACGAAAUGCGGCGUGCCAUUCGAAAAUUGGACGGCACCGAUCUGGAUGGCGAACGCGUCCGGAUCCGAGAAGAAGACGCUAAAGGACGUUCACGGUCUCCGUCUCGCUCCCGUUCGAGAUCUCCGCCUCGACGUUCGAGUCGUAGACGCUCCCCGUCUCGUUCGCGUUCGAGAUCUCCACGUCGCUACAACAACCGAAGCAGUCGCCGUGAUCGCUCGCGGUCUCGUUCCCGUUAAAACGUUUGCCGGAGUGUUUGUCACUCGCGCUGUCAAAGUGAAAUUUGCCAGCAGUUUUGAUUUUGGUGACAGCGUAUCAUGUCAGUGGAGAACUGUUUUCCACUACGUCAUUUGCGCAAUUUUUUUUUAUUAAGUCAACGUCACUAUUUGGAAUUUUCAGUUUUUGUUUUUGCUGAAAAAAAAAAAAAAAA
Messenger RNA from Phytophthora nicotianae INRA-310, 1262 nucleotides. RefSeq lists its product as hypothetical. Lineage: Eukaryota; Oomycota; Peronosporomycetes; Peronosporales; Peronosporaceae. Gene Ontology annotation, cellular component: ribonucleoprotein complex; nucleus; cytoplasm. The transcript is spliced from 3 exons. The coding region runs from base 361 to 1071 and encodes 236 amino acids. Gene Ontology annotation, molecular function: mRNA binding. The record is from RefSeq and is a predicted model, not a curated record.